AUGUCGAUCGAAAUUUCUGAUGAUGAAUGUGAAGAUGCUCUCUUACGUGCCAAAACUCUUCGCCUGGAUGAUUGUGAUCAAUCUGCUCGAGAGGAAGCACAAGAUUGGAAGAACAAGUACCAGGAAUUGGCAGAACGAUUGGCUGCACUAGAGGGUAAGAAAAAUGAAGAUUCCUUCAAAACCCCUACUCCCAAGAAGCUGUUCACCCCGGAGGCAAGCCCUCUUCCUUCCAACGCAUCGGCAUCGCCCAGCGGCGAAGUCGAUGCCAACAUGCCGAAGCAGUCUGCCAUGCCACCACCCCCACCCCCCAAAGCAGCUGUGACCAAGGCUUGCCCUCCCUUUCCAGCAUCUGUGCCCAAGGCAUCCCCUCCGGCAGAAGGUGCGAAAGCAUCUGUGCCCAAGCCUUGCCCUCCAAAGGCAUCCCCUCCGGGGCUGAUGGUGGCAACAGUGGCGGAAGAUUCUGCUGACACUUUGAAAGAUGGAGAAGAGGCCAUUGCCGAAGAGUUGGAUCUGAACCACGAGGACAGGCGAACUGCCGAAUUCCAAAAGCAAGUUGUCUUCAUCAAAGAGCAGCAGAGGGCAAAGGAGGAAGAGAUCGAAGGAGGAUGGUAUACGGAAGAGAGGAUGUCCAAAGACUUAUCCUAUUCCUCGGCUUUCAAGUAUGACGCCAACACCACGGAGUACUUCGUACAAACGGCGGACACGGUGAAGGUCAAGAGGUCCGAGAUGGAUCGCUGGCUCAGUGCUGAUGAGAAGAAACCAGAGGACAUGCCAAGCCAGCCCCUCGAGCAUCUGGCCCUCACUGAUAACUGUGGAGUUGAAGCAGGUGAGCCCGGGAAGGUUGGAUCUGUCGCAGCAAACGGCCCCAAUGAAGUCAAAGAGAACCUGAAGGCCUUCACUGACUCCGUUCACCAAAAGGCCAGUCAGGUUGUGCAGUGGCUGCAGCAAAUUGAUGAAGCCACGAAUGAGCGAACCAAGAAGUUUUGUAAAGAUAUGAAGGGUGUCCUGCAGGCCUUCGAGGGGUCAUUUCUGCAGUUGGCAGAAGCCCAGCACUACUUGGAAGCAAAUGAAGGUUCUAUGGAACAGAUCCUCCAGCGCAUCAACGACGCGAAGGCGACCGCUCGUUCCCCGUGUGUGAAAAUCAUGGCGUCCGAGCACACCUACAAAAUGCUCUUGGCUGAGUCGAAGAAAAGGCGACGUGACGAAGGGGAACCUGGAGAACCUGGAUCUGAAGGCAAGGCAAAGCCGAAGCGUAAAGCGAAGGCUGCACCCAAGAAUGAGCUGAGACUCUACCCCAUGAUCAAUAUGAUCAAAGCCAACUGCGUGCCAGCAGAACUGCUUCCAGCCUUGCCAGAAGCCUUGCCCGAGGCACCCGCCAUUCAACUUGCAGAACAUGCUGCGGCUAUUUUGGAAGACGAUAGGUUACCCAUGGCUGAAACCUACGGAUAUGGUCGCAAUGCUGAACCAGUGGAACUGCUUGGAUUCGAACUUUGUCGAUGGCUUGCAUUUGCAGCCCUCCGUGAAACCUAUGCAGACCAUCCCGAAGCUUUGGAUGAGGGCAUGGCAUUGGUAUCUGGCGACCUGGUGAGUGCAAUGAGGAAUGGCGUAGAAAUUGGAAAGCCGGAUGCCCCAUGCAAACUCAGACUGGUAGUCACUGGCAUCAAGGGAGACUGGCCAUUCCUCAUUGAAUGCGGUCAUUUGACAAGGCACUUCAGAAGGGCACCUAAGAGGGGGCAAUCCGCUAUGCAAUCAGAAGGUAUCUGUCACCUUUGCUUGGCAGGAUAUGACGGAUUCCCCUUUACCGAUGUAAGUGAUGCUCCUGGAUUUGAGAGAACGAUGUGCAGUGCAGCUGCCUUGUGCCCUUGGGAAACAAUGUCACCUUGGAUUUUGGACCUCCCCGCUGAACCAAAUUUCAGAGCUUGGAUCCUUCGACCGGACCUUUUCCACAAUUUUCAUUUGGGAGCGGGCCGAUAUUUCGUGGCAUCAGUUCUGGUGGUCCUACAGCAAUUUUCGGAAGUGUUCCCAGGUGGCUCUGUUGAGACGCGCUUCGCUUCCAUGUCCUCCCUUUGGCUGACAUUUUGCAAGAUGAAGAAAGAAGCUGUCUUUGGUGUAGAAUCGAAUGCUUUCCUUUCUUUUUAA
Molecule: messenger RNA, 2139 nt
Organism: Cladocopium goreaui
Lineage: Eukaryota; Dinophyceae; Suessiales; Symbiodiniaceae
Source: the annotation of a GenBank genome assembly